UACAUACGUCAACGCGAACGCAGAGUACCAUCGAAUAGCAAGUGACGCCAUUUUUCAAGAAUAAAGGGCUUCCGUCACGUCUAAAUCAGCUCGGAAAUUCCCGUUUUGGAACUGAAUUCUUGCUCACGUGCAUCAGCUGAUGUGAGAGGGGAUUAUCAAGUUCCACUGGGGCAAAGCUGAGAAUUACUUGACAUCCCUAUACGAGUACCAGCCAUGGCAGACUUCUUUGACAGCGAAGCAGAGGUGUCCGACGAUGAAGACAUCAAGCUGAGCAGUGAUGAGGAGGAUGAAGAGGAAGGCGAAGGUGAGAAUGAGAAUCUGGACGACCUGAUCAAUGACGAGGAUGAAGAGGAGGACCAGCGUGGGUCAGACUCGGAGGGAGAGAUCGGCAAGAAGAAGAAACGCAAACGCAGAGAAAUUGAUGACAGACUUGAAGAUGAUGAUUAUGAGCUGAUUGAAGAGAACACAGGAUUCAAGGUGGACAGGAAAAAGUUCCGUCGUUUGAGGCAGAUCUCGGAUGAGGAGGACAGCGAGGAUGAGGAAGGGAUCUCUGGGCCGCAGGCGGAGGCCACCCAACGAGACGCCAUCGCCAAGGAGAUCUUCCAAGACGACAUCGAAGGAGAAGAUGACGAACCACCGGAAGAAGGAGAGAUCCGUGAACCAGCUCCUGAACAUGACCAGUAUGCUGAGAUUGAGUCAGAUGAAGAAGAGUCAGAUCCAGAUGAUUUUAUCGUGGAUGAUGAAGGCCAACCCAUUGCCAGAAGGAAGAAGAAAGGUCACAAAAGUCACAGAUACACCGACUCAGCCUUACAAGAAGCCCAAGACAUCUUUGGUCUGGACUUUGACUUUGAAGAGUUCAAUCAGUAUGGUGAGGAUUACGAGGAAGCGUUGGAGGAAGAUUCAGAGUAUGAGGAUGAAGAAGAGGAUGUUGACCUGGGUGACGAAGGACCAAGAAGAGUCCGGAAAACUGGCAAGAAACGAACCUCCAAGAAGAGCAUCUAUGAUGUGUUUGAGCCAAGUGACUUGGAGAGGGGUCACUUUACCGACAUCGACAAUGAAAUCCGGGCAACUGACAUACCAGAGAGACUACAGCUUCGCCGGGUACCAGUCACCAAAGCAGACGACGCUGAACUUGAUGAGGAAGCUGAUUGGAUCUACAGACAGGCCUUCCUGACGCCACCAGUCUCCAAUCAGGAAUACUCUGAGCAGGACAGUGGCUAUGGUUCUGGCUAUGAGAGGAAGCCGCCUCGCACCAAGAACCGAAUCAGAGAGGCUCUGCAUUUCAUGCGCAAUCAGCACUUCGAGGUGCCAUUCAUCGCCUUCUACAGAAAGGAGUACGUGGAACCUGAGCUGAACUUCAAUGAUCUUUACAGAGUGUACCAUUGGGAUGAGAAGUGGUGUCAGCUGAAGAAUCGCAAGGCUAACCUGAAGAAGCUGUUUGAGAAGAUGCAGGCCUAUCAGUUUGAUCAGAUGAGCACAGAGGAACUACUACCGGACUCAGUCAGACCACUGACAGAGACGGACCUGGACAGACUGAACGACGUAGACUCCAUGGACAAGCUGAAGGACGUCUACAUGCACUUCCUGCUGUACUACGGCCGGGACAUCCCCAAGAUGCACAACGCCCUCAAGAAGUCCAAGAAGAAGACCGGGAGGACCAAGCUGGUCCGACGGCCGGCCAAGAAGAUGGUCAAGGUCAUGGUCCGGAGACCAAAGAUGAAGAAACCCAAGGAGAACGAGGAUGAUGACAGUGAUGAUGACAAAGAUUGGACCGAAGAGGAUGCCAAAAAGGAUGAGGAAUCUGAUUCUGAGGAGGAGGAGGUUGAGACCGAGGAGGAGGUAGACACUGAGGAAGAGGUUGAGGUAGAAGUCGACGAGGAUGGCAAUGAGCAGACAGAGGAUGGGACCAGUCAUCAGAUCAAGCAGGCUACCAGGAAGUCUAUGUAUGCCAUCUGUCAAGAGGCUGGACUCGAUGCCCUGGCCAAGAAGUUUGGUCUGACCCCGGAGCAGUUUGGUGAGAACCUACGGGAUAACUACCAGCGCUACGACCCAGAGCAGCACCCAGUGGAGCCAGCUGAAACGGCUAAGGACUUCAUCGGCAGCAAGUUCCAGUCAGAGGAGUCUGUGAUGAAGGCGGCAUGCUACAUGGUGGCCUUGCAACUAGCCCAUGAUCCCCUGGUGCGCCAGUGUGUCCGGCAGACCUAUUACGAGAGAGCCAAGAUCAGUAUCCGCCCAACCAAGAAGGGAAUGAAGGAAAUUGAUGAGACCCACCCAUCUUACGGAUGUAAAUACCUGAAGAACAAACCCGUCAAGGAUCUGUUCGGCGAUAAAUACUUGAAACUCCUGCAAGCGGAGGACGAGAAACUCCUCAAGAUCACCAUGGAUAUCGACCUGGACAAAAGCAGUGACAGCAGCUACCAGAGCCAAUCCUACUUUGAGGAUAUCAAGCAGCUGUACUACCGAGACGAGUUCAGCCACACCGUUCAGGAAUGGAACAAGGAGCGCAGCGCCGCCAUCGAGACAGCGCUCUACAAGAUCCUAUACCCUGAGAUGGCUAAAGAGCUCAAGAGCAGGCUGGUGCAGGAGGCUAAGGAGGGCAUCAUCAAGAUGUGUUGUCGGAAGAUGUUUGAUUGGCUGAAGGUGAUGCCAUUCCAAGCUGACCAGCAGCUGGAGGAAGAUGAGGAUGAUUAUCUGGAUGGUCAGGGUCACGUGGGGCUACGCGUCAUGGGGCUGGCAUUCACCAGUGAAAUGGACAAUGCUGCAUUCUGUGUCCUGAUUGACGGGGAUGGGGAAGUGGUAGACUUCUUAAGACUGCCCCACUUACUGCGCCGGACCAACAGCUACUACCAGCGGGACCGGGAGCUGAAGCAGGCUGACAUGGAGGCGCUCAAAGAGUUCCUGUCCAGCAAGAAGCCGCACGUGGUAGCCGUAGCCUCAGAAUCAAGGGUGACCCUGGGUGUGAUCAAGGACGUCCAGCAGUGCGUAUCAGACCUAGAAGCAGAGCAGCAGAUUGCACCAAUCAGCGUCCAGCUAGUGGACUCCAACGUGGCGCAGGUGUACUCUGCCACCAACAUGGCUGAAAGUGAGUUCAGGAAGUACCCCCAGCUGUUACGUCAGGCCAUCUCGGUAGCCCGCAGGCUGCAGGAUCCCAUGGUGGAACUGGCCAGACUCUGCAACUCAGACGAGGAUCUCAUGUGUCUCAAAUUCCAUCCCAUGCAGGACUCAGUGAGCAGGGAGGAGUUACAGGAAGCCUUGCAUCAAGAGUUCAUCUACAGGGUCAACGAGGUGGGCGUGGAUAUCAACAGGGCCAUGGCUCAUGCACACUCUCAAAGCUUGGUGCAGUUCAUCUGUGGUCUGGGACCACGUAAAGGACACUCCAUCUUAAGGACUUUGAAGCAGCAGAACCAGCGUCUAGAGAAUCGCAAUCAGCUGGUGACAGUCUGCAAGCUGGGCCCUAAGGUCUUCAUCAACUGUGCAGGAUUCAUCCGGAUUGACACAGCCUCUCUCGGAGACAGCUCGGACUCAUACAUUGAGGUCCUGGACAGCACCCGUAUCCACAACGAGACCUACGAGUGGGCUCGUAAGAUGGCCGUGGAUGCCUUGGAGUACGACGAAUCGGCUGACGAUGCCAACCCGGCCGAAGCGCUGGAAGAGAUCCUGGAUAAUCCAGACAAGCUGAAGGAUCUGGAUCUGGAUGCGUUCGCCGAGGAGCUGGAAAGACAGGGUUAUGGCAAUAAGAGUAUCACCCUGUAUGAUAUCCGAGCUGAGCUGAACAAUCGCUACAAGGAUCUGCGCACACCUUACCACCCAGCCUCCGCUGAAGAAACCUUCAGUAUGCUGACUAAAGAGACACCAGACACCUUCUACAGAGGUAAGAUGGUCUUGUGCACAGUGACCGGUAUCGCCCGGCGACGGCCUCAGAAGGACCAGCUAGACCAAGCUAACCCAGUCAGGAAUGAUGAGACAGGGCUGUGGCAGUGCCCAUUCUGCCAGCAAGACAACUUCCCUGAACUCAGUGAGGUGUGGAGCCAUUUUGACGGUGGUGACUGCCCUGGGCGAUCCGUGGGUGUCCGAACCCGCCUAGAUAACGGCAUCGCUGGAUUCAUCCCUACCAAGAUGAUCAGCGACAAGCAAGUCAAUAGCCCAGAGGAGAGGGUCAAGGUUGGCAUGACAUUACACUGUCGCAUCACCAAGAUCGAGAUCGAGCACUUCCGCGUGGACCUGACCAGCCGUAGCUCGGACCUCCAAGAUAAGAGCGGAGAAUUUGCCCCGCCGCGGGACACGUUCUUUGAUCACACUCUGUAUGAGAAGGACCAACGCAAGGAUGAAGAGAGCAAGAAGAAGGUAGCUCAAGCAUACACGAAGCGAGUUAUUGUCCACCCCUCCUUCCACAACAUCACCUUCAAGGACGCAGAGAAGCUUCUGGUCAACAUGGAUCUGGGAGAAGUGGUGAUCAGACCCAGCAGCAAGGGUUCAGAUCACCUGACAACCACAUGGAAGGUGGAUGAGGGAAUCUAUGCCCACAUUGACGUCAGAGAAGAAGGCAAGGAGAACGCCUUCAGUCUUGGCACGUCACUCUGGAUAGGAAGCGAGGAGUUUGAAGACUUGGACGAAAUCAUCGCCCGCCACGUCCAGCCCAUGGCGGCCUACGUGAGGGACACCAUGCAGCAUAAGUACUACCGGGACACCGAGGGCGGCAAACGCGACGCCAUGGAGAAGGUGAUUAGUGCAGAGAAACGCAAGCAGCCCUCACGCAUCCCCUACUUCAUGAGCUUCUCAAAGGAGUAUCCCGGCAAGUUCUUAUUGUCCUAUCAGCCACGUAGCAAGGUCAGGCAUGAGUACGUGACCAUCACACCGGAAGGCUAUCGCUACCGGGGGCAGAUCCACCAAUCAAUCAACGCCCUACAUCGAUGGUUCAAGGAACACUUCAGGGACCCUAUACCUGGUGUGACCCCAGCCAGCAUCCAUCGCACUCCCAUGGUGGCUGCUCCAGAGAGAACACCGGCAGUCUACAGCUACAUGGGCACGCCCAUGAUCCAGAAAUCGGGCGCCGGCUACAGCCAACUCUAUGCCACGCCCAGCAUGAGCAUAGCCACGCCCCGCCAGACACCCGGUGCCACGCCCCAAAUCAAUGCCGCCGCCCGCUACGGAGCCUACUCUGGGACAUACUCCAACAUUCCAUCCUAUGCCACGCCCCAGAACAACCCACUAGCCACGCCCCUGAUGACACCCUCAUACCAGGCAAUGCAGACCCCCUCACAGGGUCCCAUUCGCACCCCGCAGAUCAACCCCAUGCGCACCCCGCAGAUCAACCCCCUGCGCACCCCACAGACCAACACCAACCCCAUGCGCACCCCGCAGCAGAACCCCAUGCGCACCCCUCAGCACGCCCCAGCGGGCUCCACCACCCCUCAGAUCAACCAGAUGCGGACCCCUCAGUACCAGCCCACCCCCAAGCAGAGUUGGGGCAGCAGCUCAUCGGCCUCAGCCUCGGCCACGGCUCAGCAGGUGGUCAACGCACUGAAGCAGCAGCUACAACGAACUGGUGGACCAAGAUCCAACGCCGCGUCUGUUGACUGGGCCAGCCAGGCCGCCCAGUGGGCCUCCAGACGACAGGACCAGACCAAGGGCAAGAACCCCCAGGCCAGCCCCGCCAACCCCUCAUCCCGUUCCUCUUACCAUCCCAGUCCCAGGAAUUACCCCCAGCCUAGCCCCAAGAGCUACUCCCAUCGCAGCCCCAAACCCUCCCCGUACCCAGAGCCCAGCCCCAUGUCCAUCUCCACCACCCCGGCGCAUAGCGUGGGUGGGGACGCUACUCCACUCUUCGACGAGACUUAGGUUGCACCCUUAGCCCAGUUGGUGCCCAAAAACCCAUUUUGUACCUAGAGCAGGCACCUUGUGCCUAGUGUGAGUGGGGAUGCCACUCCACUCAUGACCAGAUGUAGGUUGCAUCCUUAGCCCAGUCGGUACCCAAAAACCCAUUUUGUACCUAGAGCAGGCCCCUGUUGCCUAGCAUGGGUGGGGAUCCCAAUCCACUUAUGACUAGAUGUAGGUUGCACCCUUAGCCCAGUCAGUACCCAAAAACCCAUUUUGUACCUAGAGCAGGCCACUGGUGGCUUGUAUGGGUGGGGAUGCCAUUCCACUUAUGACGAGAUGCAGGUUGCACUCUUAGCCCAGUCAGUACCCAAAUCUUGUACCUAUAGCAGGCUCCUGUUCAACUCCGCCACCCCGCACCCAGUAUGGAUGGGGACUCACACCUCUCAUGGGCAAGACUUGGGUUGCACCCUUUGCCCAGUCAGUCCUAAAAAUUCACAGGUUGUACCCAUGUAGAUUCUUUGGGUGGAAUCCACCACUCCUGAACCAACUUUGGAAAGAGUUCGCUGUAAUCCAUAUUAUGAAUGAUUAACGAUGUAGUUUGGUCCCAGAUUUGGCCAUUAGUGUUCAAAUCUAUGCGAAAUCAUGUUAGUUCACAGUUGCUGUUGCAUUUUGGCAUUGUGUCAGUUUUUGCGGAUUCCCCCGACCACCAACCACCCCCUUCCCCAACCCCAAACACCCCCACCCCCAACCUUCCCCUACGCCAGAUUACAGUAUUGUUAAAUCUUGAUUGUCAGUGUACCGAGGCUUUGCAAAUUAAUGCUGUACGUGUAUAUUUAAUACUUCAUCUUUGCUCAAGCAAUGUUUUUGUAAUACUAAUGUACAUGCAAUUAACCCUUUGCUUGAUCAGUCUCAGACUGUCUUACGUUUUAUAGUCCACUUCCUCUGCCAUGCAUUUGUAUACAGUUUAGUUAAAAAAAACCAGUCAGAUCACUUUCGUGUUAAAACAAUCUGACUAGUCAAAUCCCAUCAACAGACAAAAGAGGUAACUGGUAGGUACAGCUGGCAUAUCAAUCACCUCCAGUCAAAGCAUGGAUAUGUGAAGUUAAGAAAGGGGAUUCCGUAACUUGAAAACAGUCACUUGCAGUAAGUUUGUCUGCUGUGAUGGCGUAGCUGAAAUUACCAGCCAGAGAGGCUUGUGCAUUUGCUAAAGCAUUUGUGCAGAGAUGCCUGCUUGGUCACAGACCCUUUGUACUGUGUGCCGUUACUAAAGACAGAUUUUGAAAUAUAAAUUCAGUAACAGAAGAAAGUACACUGCGUCUUCAUGUGUAUCACAAAGGAACAAAGAUGUGCCCUUGGAUCUGACAUCACAUGCAAAGGGUCUAUUGGGUGCAUUCGAGUAUCAUAAUUUAAGAGUGACACGCUAACAUGAAAUUUUGUCCCUGCUAAAAAAAAAACACAGAAAAAUUACUGUAAAUGUAAUAUUUAAUGGAGGUUAUUUGUGAGUUUGGGCUCAAUUUACUAUUGAGCAGGUUGUGUAUGAUUUAGUGACAUCUUCACAACAGAAGGUUUUAGUGUAUACAUUAAAUAUGAUUUCAUUUUGUGCCUACAGCUAACGACUUGUAUUAUAAAAAGGAAAAAAAAUGUACAGUAACUGACUGCUUAGAUAGCUGUAGUGUUGGAAAUAUACACAUUACUGUUGUUAUUUAGAUGGUUCUGCAGUACACAACUUUAAAUUCCAAUCCUGAAGUUUGGUUGAUGAUAUCUCGGCUGUUGAAAAAUCGGACAAAUCGUAAACUUUUUAAAACGCUGACGUUUUGUUUAAGACAGUAAGGUCUCUUUCCUUGUUGGUAAUGUUUUGAGAUGUGUCUUGUAUUUAUUUGAUAUUUUUUUUUAAUUUGUUUCUUGCAUUGGUUCACCAAAAAUAAUGAGUGAACUUGGUAAUGCUGUUUAGUUCGUAAUGUAAGAAAAUGAAGUUGUUUAUUUUCUAUGUCUGGAGAUUUCCACUCGUUGAACUCAAUAAUUAGUAUUUGACGAAGUUUGGCAUGUCGGAAAAUGUCCAGCAGGGUAACUCUACAAAAUUCAGGUCCAAAAGCAUGACAUUUUUGUUCCUGUCCCUGUUACCUUGGUACUUUGUAAUUUGCCAUUCAAGUAUCAUUAAGAAUGACUUCAAACUAUUUUUUUAUUUUGUAGGGUAAUUGUGUGCUAUUGAUAAUCACUCUUGGAGGACGACUGCAUUCCGGAGAGCAUCCGUAUUUAUCAAUCAUAGAUGUCAGAUGUAACAGGGAACAGAAAAAAAGUGGACCCCAAAUGUAUACAAUGACUCAGCUGCAGAUGUUGGCAAAUCGAGAAUUUGCCUUUACCACGAAAGAGGUUCAUUAAAUUAAAACAGUUUUUAAACUUUCGUUUUACCCGCCAAUCAUGAUCAAUAUUGAAAAAACCCAAAUCACUUCUCAGUUUCAAUUGUGUAACAUGUUGUUUUUAUUUUAUUUUAUUUUUUAAAUAUUGCAGUCCGUGAGAAAGUAGUACAGUACAGUGGAUAAAUCGACUGCAGUCAUUCUAUUUUUCAUUAAAGCUCUAAACAGUGUUUCUGUAAGGAUUUCACAAUUUUUGCGUAAGCUAUGUCAAAUAAAUUUGAUAUCUAUCAAAUAAAUUGAA
Patiria miniata (bat star) is the source of this 8472-nucleotide messenger RNA. RefSeq names its product transcription elongation factor SPT6-like (gene supt6h). Gene Ontology annotation, cellular component: transcription elongation factor complex. The transcript is spliced from 39 exons. The coding region runs from base 214 to 5838 and encodes 1874 amino acids. Gene Ontology annotation, biological process: transcription elongation-coupled chromatin remodeling; transcription elongation by RNA polymerase II; positive regulation of transcription elongation by RNA polymerase II. Gene Ontology annotation, molecular function: histone binding; nucleosome binding; DNA binding. The record is from RefSeq and is a predicted model, not a curated record. NCBI's taxonomy places the organism in Eukaryota, Metazoa, Echinodermata, Asteroidea, Valvatida, Asterinidae.